Molecule: messenger RNA, 1527 nt
Organism: Cotesia glomerata
Lineage: Eukaryota; Metazoa; Arthropoda; Insecta; Hymenoptera; Braconidae
Product: G kinase-anchoring protein 1-like
Exons: 5
Coding region: 153-1103 (316 amino acids)
Biological process (GO): signal transduction
Cellular component (GO): Golgi apparatus
Source: RefSeq, a predicted model, not a curated record
AAAAUGUGCGUACGUGUUGAACUGUGAUACGGCGUAAAAGUAACCUUAAAAAACAAUAAUUUAAAUUAGAGUGAUUGAAAGAAAGUAAUUGACAGUUUUGAUAAAUAAAUAUUGAGAAAUUGAUAAACUAUUAUUGAAAAUUGGAUUUAAUUAUGGCUACCGCGGUGCCUUCGAGGUUUGCAGUACUUGCUAUUGAUGACGAUGACUCCAAACCGAAAAAAAGUAAAAAAACUCCUAGUACUAACAACAACAAUGAUAAAAAUGUUAAUAACAAACAGCUGAAAAAUAAAGUUAAUAAUAAAAGCAAGCCGCAAGUACAACAAAAUUCUUCUCAGCCUAAAAAAGAUGACAAAAAAAAAUCAAAGCAAAAUAAGAAGAAAAAAGUUGAAAAAGAAAGUCAGCAAUGGGAACAGUGGAAAGAAAAAGAUUCAAUGUCUGUAGAAGAAACUUAUAAACAACAAUUGCACGAAGCAUUGGUGCUGUCAAAAUUAGCUUACGAAGAGCAAAAGGAAAAUAGUGUGAAAAAAAGUCCGGAUCACUCGAGUAAGAAAUCCAGCGGUAAUAAAAAUAAUAAAAAGUCAGCUACUAUGUCAUUGGAGCAGUUUAAUAAUUUGAAUUCUGCUGAUAAAGUUAUUCAAGAUUCAGAACAUGACAAGCCUAAAGAAUCCGACGUUGAAUUUUUUGAUCGCAUUGAUAAAGAAACAAAGCAAGAGCUUAUAAAAAACAAACAGCGUGAUAUUUUAAAAUCACGUUUAAACCAACCAGAUGAUGAUAUUUCACUCCUCCAAUUAAAAUUCGAAGUUGAAAAACGCGACACUGAAAUAGAAGAAUUGAAAAAAACAAUUGAGGCUCUGAGGAAUGAAUUGUCUCAGGUUAAAGAGAGGAACAAGAAGCUUUGCAAUAUUCUCGCUGUUGGAGAAAUGAAAGACAAAGCUUCAGUUAUUGCAGAAGUUUCAAAAUUACAAGAAAUAAGAGACGAAUUAACAUCUGAAGUAAGUUUGCUACAUGCGCAAUUGGAACAGGAACGUUCUAAGACUCGAGCCUCCAGUGCUGAUUUAAAGAAUACUAAAAAUAAGAAAAAAGUCACUAAUGACACUGCCUAAAUUAGUAAUUAAUUAUUAUUAAUUAUUAAGCUACCAAACCAGUUUUAAAAAUUAUUUUUUUUAUUAAAAAAAAGGCAUUUUUUUCACAAUUUUUAAAAUUUAUAAAAUGUGAUUUAUUUAAAUUUAUCUUCCGUAGGAUAAUUAGUUUUCAAAGUACAACUAGAAAAUUAAAAAAAAAAUGAACUACGACUGAUUAAUUAUUAUUAAAUAAUAAGCCAGUAUGAUUUAAAUACUUAAUUAGCCAGUGCAUUGAUAUUUAUUUACAAUUUAUAACAAUUCAUUAUUGAUUGAUGAUAUAAUUAUACACGUACAUAAUGAUAUAAGAUAAUUAUUGUACUUGUUUAUAAACUUCCAUAUUUAACUUUAUACUAUUUUGUAACAAAGUUUAAGGAAAUAAUAAUAAAUCUAUAUGAUUGAGAAAGUG